CAGUGUCUCGGUGUAGCAGUCUGGUGGUCGGCGGUGCUGCGCUCGCACGACUAGUCGCGAGCUGCGCAACGAAAACUCGUUCGGGAAAGUGAAAAUUCAAAUUAAGAAUUAUAUUUUUUCUUUUGGAUACCGUUGAUAUAAAUAAGUGGUGUUGAGUUUUCAAAGUUGGAAGAGGAGACGGUCUACGAUUGUUGUUGCGGCGGCGGCCACAGAACAACGAAGCUGCAUUUAAUGAGAUACACAAACAAUCGUCAAAUUUCAAAAUGCUGAAACUUCCGAAGAAAAGAAAAGGCAUUUAGGCGCAGAAUAUACAAUACGAAACUAUUCAAUAUUUGCAAGUUUUUGCACCUACCAUACAAUAACUAUGAAAGAGAUUCAGUCAAAUCACUCAUCGGUACACAAACCGUCCAAUCGCCAGCCAAAUAGUGAUGAAGAGAAUACAAAACCUGAAAGGUUUAUAAUCGACACGUAGACCAUAACUAACAAACUAUGCCGACGGAAACUACAAAUGGAUACCUCUACGCUUACAAUGCAACAGAAUUUAGCAACAGCAGCUCUUAUCACAACAUCACCUCGCCUCCUGAUCCGAUCGAAGAUAAGGCGAUCCAGGCGGCAUUCUGCACCGCUUAUACGAUUAUAUUUGUCGUAGGAAUCUUCGGUAACGCCCUGGUCUGCUACGCCGUCAUUCGCAACCGAGCCAUGCAAACCGUCACUAAUCUCUUCAUCACGAACUUAGCACUCUCCGAUAUAUUACUCUGCGUGUUUGCGGUUCCAUUUACUCCUCUCUACACCUUCCUAGGCCGGUGGGUAUUCGGCGGACCGCUGUGCCAUAUCAUGCCUUACGCACAAGGCUGUAGCGUCUACAUUUCUACUCUCACUCUAACGUCCAUUGCCAUCGACAGAUUCUUCGUCAUAAUCUAUCCAUUCAAGCCGCGAAUGCAGUUGAAAACUUGUAUCGGUCUUAUAAUUUUUAUAUGGGUGUUUGCACUAUCAGUAACAUUCCCUUACGGCUACUAUAUGGCCCUUGAAGACGUUUACUGCGCGGAGAAAUGGCCGUCCGACCAUAUAAGAAAGGCAUUCGGUGCCAUCACCACUAUAAUGCAGUUCGUUUUACCCUUCAUAGUUAUGGCUUUCUGUUAUACGUGCGUUAGUAUAAAACUUAACGAUAGAUUAAAAUCUAGGCCAGGUAGUAAAAAUACGAGAAAAGAAGAUGCGGAGAGAGAGAGAAAAAGACGCACAAAUAGGAUGCUAAUAGCGAUGGUGGCGAUAUUCGGCUUGUCGUGGCUGCCGCUGAACCUCAUCAACAUCAGCAGUGACUUCUACUCCUUCGCCGAGGAUUGGCGCUACUACAUGGUGCUGUUCUUCGCCGCUCACUUCAUCGCCAUGUCGUCCACGUGCUACAACCCCUUCCUCUACGCCUGGCUCAACGAGAACUUCAGGAAAGAAUUCAAACAAAUCCUCCCCUGCCUGGGGGCUCUCGUCACGAAAAAGUCGAAGAGAAAAUUUAAUCAGAGUGAAAGGACUGAUAUGUUUCGAUCUGAAAAGACUUGCAACGGCAACGAACAAACAGUGCAGGAAUCGUUGCUGACCUCGGCGGUGCACAAGCCGUCAGUGAAUUACAGAUUAGAUCUUAAUGAAGUGUAUAAUGAGAGUAAUGUGAAAGUGUGUGAGAAUGAGGAGAAUAAUAUAAGUCCAGAUGAGAAGCCCGAGGAGAACCGCAGCCCGAGCGACGACGGCGUCAACCUGUACAUGUUCGCGGACAAGUCGAUGACCUCGUCCGACAAGGAGCCCAUCGUGUCCGCGCUCUAGGCACUAGUGUACACAUGAGAGGUCGAUGAACGAGUUUACAACUUUACAAUUAUAAUUAAUAUUGAUGGAGUUAGCUAGUAGGUACUGUAUUUAAUUAUUAAUUUCACGAAGUAGGGUAUACAGUGUUGUAAAAAUGUGUAUGUAUCUGUAAAUAUUUAAAACUUAUUAAUUUUGCUAAAAAGUGUUAACCCCAAUUUUGUUCCUAAAGGAACUUGAGCCCUAUUGAGGUGAAUACUUUUUUGAAACUUGUAAAUAAACUGAAAUGUAACUUUUAAACAAUUCCUGUAAUUGAAUGUGUUGAUAGAUAUUCUGUAACUCGAUUUCUGUAAAUUAGACUAAACUUAUUUUUCUAUAUGUAAAGCUUUAAUUAGUCAAAAUAUAGUCAAUGACAAGAAAUGUGUGCAAUUGUUAUAGGAUACCUAUCUGAAUUAAAGCGGUGAUAACAUAAAA
Molecule: messenger RNA, 2259 nt
Organism: Plutella xylostella (diamondback moth)
Lineage: Eukaryota; Metazoa; Arthropoda; Insecta; Lepidoptera; Plutellidae
Gene: NGR-A10
Product: neuropeptide receptor A10
Biological process (GO): G protein-coupled receptor signaling pathway
Cellular component (GO): plasma membrane; neuron projection
Molecular function (GO): neuropeptide Y receptor activity; neuropeptide binding
Source: RefSeq, a predicted model, not a curated record